AUGGCUCACGACAACGUCUACAACUCUCAUCCCCGCAGAUUCGGAAAGGGCUCCCGUCAAUGCCGUGUCUGUGCCCACAAGGCUGGUCUUAUCCGCAAGUACAACCUGGACAUCUGCCGUCAGUGCUUCCGUGAGUACGCUUCUGACAUUGGCUUUAUCAAGGUAAUUUCAAAUGGACAUUGA
Batrachochytrium dendrobatidis JAM81 is the source of this 183-nucleotide messenger RNA. RefSeq lists its product as uncharacterized. The record is from RefSeq and is a predicted model, not a curated record. The transcript is spliced from 2 exons. Bases 1 to 183 code for a protein of 60 amino acids. Gene Ontology annotation, biological process: translation. Gene Ontology annotation, cellular component: cytosolic small ribosomal subunit; ribosome. NCBI's taxonomy places the organism in Eukaryota, Fungi, Chytridiomycota, Chytridiomycetes, Rhizophydiales. Gene Ontology annotation, molecular function: structural constituent of ribosome; RNA binding; zinc ion binding.